GAUCAACAGCUAAUGAAAAGGAAAAAUAGAUCUAAUAAAGCCUAAUAAAGGUCUAGAUUCUAUAUCUAUAUCUAUCAAUCUACCUUGUCAUUGGAUCUAGUAUUACUAGAUUUCAUUUAUUUAUCUAUUUUUGAGCGCGUUAAAACGUAGCCUAUUCAUUACGAUCUAAACUAGAUCUAGCCUAUAUCUGUUUAGAAUUCCAAUUUAGAUCUAAGCUAAAAAUCGAUGUUUUUCCAUAACUUUUAUGCGCUGCAACCAUGUACGCGUGUAUCGGCAGUGGUGUGUACGCUUAAAACACACCUCUAUAAUUAUAAAUAUUAGAAGCCUAAAUCUAAACUCUAAACAUUUUGAAUUCUAGAUCUAAAAUUACCUCUCAUCAUAUAGAUUUAGAUUGGAAUGACAAUAUCAAUAUGUUAACUACGCUCACAAAAUUUUUAGAUCUAAUCUAGAAAAUGUUAGAUCUAGACUAUUUUCUAGACUUAGACUUAGAAUGACUUAGAUCUAAUGAAUCUAAUGAUAAUGUAAUAAUGUAAUAUAUGAAUUUGAUCUCGAUCUACUAGGUUGUUUACCAAAAGAUGGAAAUGAUUCAAUUGACACAGCCUUAUAUUCCAGGUUUUCUAGCUUUCCGGGAGGUUCCAGCUCUACUGAAGUUGUUAGAGGAUCUUAAAGCUAAUGCCCCACAUUAUUUUCCAGAUGUCAUUUUACUAGAUGGGAAUGGAAUUUUGCAUCCAAGAGGCUUUGGUCUUGCCUGUCAACUUGGAGUUUUAGCUCAGGUUCCCACUGUUGGUAUUGCUAAGACCUUAAUAUCAGCUCAAGGGAUCGUUGAUGACCAGAAUCAUAAGAAUAAAAAGGCAGAGUUAAAAGAAGCUGGUGAUGGUUUUGAACUGAUUUCUGAUACAGGGGAGACUCUUGGAAUGUGUUUGCGUGCUCAUGAUAAAGCUCAGAAUCCAAUCUAUGUUUCUGUUGGCCACAUGAUUAGUUUAAGAUCCUCAGUUUGGUUAGCGCUUGAAUGUAGCAAGUACAGAAUUCCAGAGCCAGUCAGAAGAGCUGAUGUAGAUUCAAGAGAAUAUCUGAGACAGGGAAAAACAGAACCUUAUGAAUUCAUUGCUCCAGUAGAGAACUAAUUGUUUCCCUGUUAGUAUUUUAUCUAUAUAAUGGCUGUGAAAUAUAACAAGUUGUUCAGUUGCUUGUUGAUGUAAAUUAUGUUCCUUAUCAAGACCAAUUUUGAUGACUAAAUAACUCACAGAUACAUUUUAAAGAUCUUUGCUUGAAUACAUGGAGUCAUAUAUUGUACUAAAUAUUGGCUAUGCUAUAGUAAGGAUUUUUACCUAUAGUCUUUUUUGCUUUAAAAGACUGACAAAAAUGUACACAUCUUUUAUUGACUGUAGUAAAUUUAGCCUACAAAUGAUUUUAUUCUAGCUGUUAAUAUCCUCUUUUACUAAAACUCAGUCCAUUUUUUAAAGUUGAUACUUUUUACCAGUGUUUAUUAUAGAUAGGAUAUGAGACUUAAAAAAAAAUAGUACUGGGGAUUUAGUGAAGAUUUUAGAAAUGUUUUUUUACUGGAAAGCAACUUUAAUUGAUUCAUGCUAAUUAAUGUAGUUUUUAGUAAUUGAUGAGCUUUUAAAAAUAGCUCAUAAUUAGCCAAUUCUUUUCAAAAAUCUUCUAAUACUUCAAGAUUGAAUCAGGUUAAUGCAGCAAAUAAUCAGACUUUAAAUACUGGAUCUGUCAUGUCUCAGGGCUUUUUUAAAAAUGUAUAUGAAUAACAUAUAUUUAAUUAUAUGUGCGUCUACAAUCAUUUGUGAUAGUGUUUUUAGAAUUUAAUUAACUCUUCUAGCCCUCAGUCCCUAGAUUUAACUUUCUCCAUAUGCCUGAGCUCCAUAGAGCCAUGGCCCCCUUUUCUUUCAACUCUAAUAAAAGUUCACAUCUUUUCUUAUCAAUCGAGCUGUCACUUUCUCUGAAGUUAAGAUAUUAUUUUUAUCAAAAGACUUGUAGAGUCAAGUCUAAAUCAUUUAAAAUAUUUAUUAACUUGAGGCUUAGACCUACCAUAUACAUGCUAUAUUGAAUUGUAUUCAAAUUUUCUGAAAUUUUUCUCAAAUUCGAUGUAAACACAUGCAGUGAUGACGGCAGCUAUUUUUAAUCAUUAGUAUACAAAUUUCACCACAUUUUGUUUGUUAUUUUUAGAUGCUUGUUGCAAUUGUUCUAAACAGGGAAAGGCAUGACAUGGCCUAAAUUGUGCUGAUGUGCCUAAAAUCAAAAUCAAAUCAAAUCUAAACAGGGUAAAAAAUUCCUACUUUAGUGGGUUCACGGAUAUAGAGCCUUAUAAGGGAUUCCCUUUAAAGUGGGUUCACUGAGAUGUGGAGUUUUGUUUUAUUCUUGCUAUGAAAUAAAGGAUCCACAUCUUGCUUAUUAUUUAGUGAUUGUUAAAAAUAUUAAUCUGCUGUCCAUUAUACCUUUGCUUAGUUGAUGAUAACCUACAGAAUGAUUUUAAAGAAGGAAAUUGAUGAGUCAAAAUAUUGGUAAUAUUGUAUUGUGUUCAAGCAGUCAACUUUUAAUUAGCUAGUAUCUACUUUUUAUUCAUUUUUUUCUACACAUAGUAUUACUUGAUCAUAUUUAAGUGUUUUUUUUUAAUUUUUUUUUAAUUAUUGUAAUAUAUAUUAGUUUUAAUGACUAAUUUGAGUUGUUAUUCAUAAUGUUUGUAUUCUUUAUUAAACAUAAAAUUAAAUUAUUGUCAAUGCACCAUUCA
Molecule: messenger RNA, 2743 nt
Organism: Biomphalaria glabrata
Lineage: Eukaryota; Metazoa; Mollusca; Gastropoda; Planorbidae
Product: endonuclease V-like
Exons: 7
Coding region: 576-1124 (182 amino acids)
Biological process (GO): DNA repair
Cellular component (GO): nucleolus; cytoplasm
Molecular function (GO): single-stranded RNA binding; RNA endonuclease activity producing 5'-phosphomonoesters, hydrolytic mechanism
Source: RefSeq, a predicted model, not a curated record